UGUCAAAAAAGGAGUGGCACAAGUCACCUUUUACAAAUGACUUAAGAACUGUAUUGAACAGUUUGAUUAAUGUUAAUGAAUGAUUUACUAAUAACCAUGAAUAACUCUUGGGUUAAUAAUCUUCUCCAGAAAAAGGCUCUUAAGGUUAUCUGUGAGUUUCCUGUCCAGUAUCACAGACUUACUGAUCGAAUUAUUAUAUAAAGCAAGAAACAAAUGACCCUUUAAUGAUAACUUGCUAACAUUCAUAAUUGUAGACUUGAUGGUACUUAAUACAGCCAUUUGUUACAACUCAUUAACGCUUUAGUGAAGUUGCUUUAUUAGAGACUGGUACCAAAAAAGUCAUAUAUUGUUUCACUCGGACUGCUCUUCGACACGCCUGUAGACUAAUAUUGCAGGGAAACGCAUCAUAGCCGUUUGUUGUUCUUGUUAGUCGCGCUAACUGAAAGCGAAUUCACCGGCGUCUGUUCUCUUCAAAAAAGAGAGAGAAAAAAAAAAAAAAAAAAAAAAAAAGGAAGCACUCCGCCCAGCUCCAGCCUCCUUCACUUACAUGACCUUAUCCGAGGAAGCUGGAAGCGAAAAUCGAUGUGAAACACUGAAACAAGUACAAAGACUUUCUUCCCUUUUUUUUUCGCUUUGCGUUUCUUUGUAACCGGCGACAGCAGGCUCGACAACAGACCGCCGUCUGUCCACAGGAGCGAGCAAACGAAGACGCUUUUCGUCCUCACAGUAACAGCUGUGGAAGAAGAAACUUUUUAGAGGACGUCUCCAAAACUAUGAGCAGGAUGUUUAACAGUUUGGACCUGGUCGUUGUAGGCUGCCUCUUUCUAAUGGUUGAAUCCCAAACAGGCCAAAUCUUACCGCCACAAAAUUUGUCCCAGCUGUGGAGAGAGGAAUUUCAACCAGAGUUUACCUGGGCACCACCAAAGCAUUCAGUAUCAAAUUGCACCUAUCGAGUAAUAGCAAAAAACAAGGACGAAGACAACGAAAAAAGAACUUGGACCGAUUCCCCUCCCUGGUCAAACUACAUAGUGAUGGAAGGAGGAUUUCUGAAUCUGUCCGUUCAAACUGUCUGUAAUGGCAAAGCAAGUGAGCUGGCUUCCCUCAUCGUCAAUUACCCAGAGAUGGUGAAGAAUUUGGAGUGCUACAUACGUUCCUCCAAACAAACUCAGUGCUCCUGGGAGGCAGCCGAUCCCACCACUGAUCUCAGUUUUUUCUAUCGAUUAGUGGAUGAAGAUUUGACUGUUUCUUUUGGGGACGAGCCCUCGCCCUUACGAGAGUGCUCAUCGUACAGUUCCACUGAGGGCGUGAGGACUGGUUGUGAACUGCAGGCGAAGGUCAAACAGAUUAUCCACAUCUUUUUUAACGGAACAGUGAACAACACUCUCUUCAGGAACACCUUCACAAAAGAUCUUUUGGAUAAUGUGAAACCACCUCCCCUUAACUGGACGGUCAUUAAGGCUAGGGAUAAAUUCAUCAUCAGCUGGAUUCCUCCUGACAUUGGAAAUCUGACAUGGAAGUUCCAAAUUAAUUACACUGAGUGUGUUAAUACAACGAUUAAGACCAUUGAAAGAGGAACAUCAGCUCAUCUGAACCUGGUUGCUCACUGUCAGUAUCGCAUAAGUAUUAGAGCAAAGCAUGAAAACUCUUGUACGCAGUGGAGUGACGACAAGUAUUUUGAUGCAGAUACAGAUCCUAAAGCAAUGGUGUAUCUUGCCAUUAUCAUCCCACUGAUGUUUGCUGCCCUGGCAAUCCUGAUUUUUGUGUGUUGCAGGAAGAAUAAGGAACAUAUCUUCCCCAAAGUACCACAACCUCGGGACUUCCUCAGCGAUAUUUCCGACAACAAUAAUAAGAGCACUGUUUGUGAUCUGUACAUCCCAGCAAAGGAAGAGGAGAACUGUAACAUCACUCUGGUAAUGGAUCCCCAAAUCAAUAAUACAGAAGAAAAACACAAACAAUAAGACACGAUACUGCCAAGUCUGCAGUGAUAGCAGCUCGCAUCUGGAACAACUGAUGGGGUCUCCCAGAGUCUUGUUGAUCUGACUCUUACAAAAACAAUGGAAGCCUUUACUGUUCAAUUGAUGAAUCCAGGCACAGACUUUGGACCCUUUGUUUUGUGGCACGUUGAGUGAGUCAAGGGAUGCGUCAACCAGAACCUCCGUUGCACAAAGAACACUGGCAGCUACUACAUUCAGGUGCAAUGUUGUUUGCAAACUGAUGCAGCUGAAAUCCGACUUCACUCGCUGUUAUUUAGACAGGUGAAGUAAGUUACACUGAAUGACACGGCACUAAGUUGAAUUCACAUUCUAACCAGUCCUCCAGUAACAAUUCCAGUCCUUAUCACCAUGUUAUGUUUGCAACACCAGCAGUUCUAACCCAUUAGUUACAGUAAAUUUGUCCUUGUUCAGAUUUAAAAAAAAAAAAUCAUAUUAAAUGCAAUAUCUUUGUAGUAUCAGUGUCAGAGAACACAAGCAACUUAGAGACAUCAUCUUUUGCUUUCGGGAACUUUUAUCAGUGUUUGUUUGUAUGUUUUUAAACCUAUAAUAUACCUGGUUUGAUUCUAUUAUAAAACUAAGCUAUUAAGGCUCAUUUACUGUUCAGCUUUUCUACUGAUCCAUGACUGUCCCUGUCAAAUAAGCAUAAAAAGUCAACUAAUAGAAUACCAAGCAAGCCAGUCUGAUGUAUACAAAUAUACAAUACUUAUGUCUCAAGGCCAACAUCUUCUCUGGUCUACCAUGCUCAGUGCCAGUCAUCCUUCCCGACUUGGGAGAUUAAUAAAUAUCACAAUUACAGCGCAAUAAAAGGUUUUGAUAUACAGUGCUAUUGGUAUUUCAUUGUGUCCAAUCCAAUGUUUGUGGUUUAACUUCUCCAGGGAUUUCCUUUAUUUCGGUGUUCAGGUGUUCGUAGAGCUAAAACUCACCUGAAAGUGUAUUUCAUUUGCUAGGUUGAGAACACACUGAAAUACGUAUAAUUAAAUGAAUUUCCUCCCUCUCAUGUACCAUGAAUGUGAAAUGACUGAAGCACUUCUGUGUAAAUACUGAUGUAUCAAUAUUGGUGCUCUACACUUUGAAAUUGUUGCCAGUUUGAAUGUCCAGCUGUGAACGGUUUAUAUUUGAUUUUACGUUCUUUUUAAGAAAUAUUUUUGAGUGUUUGCUUUGUUGUGAUUUUAUUUGCAUGUGACAGUGUCCAUGUGAUAAUUAUGCAUCUGGAGCCAGUAGCAGGUUAGCUUAACUUAGCUUAGCUUACUAAUACUUUUUUUCUUUUUUUUUUUAAGGUUAUGAAAUGAAAAACAGUAGAUUGGAUUUCCCAGCAUGUUGAGCUUUUAACACAGCGUUAAUGGCUUGGAGCAAUCUGUAAAAUCUGCAAUCUUUUUUUCUUGAGCUGAUCAUUUGACACCAGUUGAAGUUGUGUGGUUUGUAAAUGUAUCAAACAGCAUAAAGUGCCAAUAUAUCUGUUUUGGUUGUUGUUAUAAUCACUUAAGAGUGUUUAUGUUCUGUUUACUUUUUUUAAAUGCAAAUGAUGAUCUGAAACAAUGUAUUGCAUUUUUGAUUUAAAAGUUUAAUCAUUUAUUUGAUGAUGUUUGCCCUCCCUCUGCAACUUAUUUCUGUCCUGCUUUUGAUUUGUAUUGUUGUUGAUUUGUUUGUCAAAGCAUUAUUAUUACUAUUAUUAUUGUUAUUAUUAUUAUUAUUCAUUUGUGCAUUCUGUCAUAUAUGGACCAAAUCCAGAAUACAAAGUCAGAGUUACAGCCAUCUAGUUAACAAGGUGGAUAGAGAGUUUACAAGCCUGAGCUCACAAGUUUAGUUUUGGGACUAAAAGAAGUGAAGCGACCUAAGGAUUAUUGAUGAAUGGAGAAUACAGUUGUAACCAAAGCACAGCAUAUGUGGGUAAGUAGACUGGUAGAUUUUCAGAUGUUUGAAGGAGGGGAUUUCUUAGUUAAACAGAAAAGUUUCACUUCUCCUCAGUUUAAAACCAAUGAAACUCAACUGGUCAACUUUAAAGUCAGACAGGGAAGUUUUGAAACUGGUUUAAAAUUGCUACAUUCUGGGUCCAGUGACUUUUUUCCAAGAACAGUUGAACGGGUGCAUUCCUGAAAUUUCCUGAGAUGCUACUUUCUGUUACCAAGCUUUUUUUCCCCUUCUGUGUGGACAUACUGUAAUGUAGAUACAGUCAUGUUACAGUAAUAUAUAACUUAUCUCUCUGGGCGCAUGUUGUGUGACUGAUUCAGCAUCAGUGGAUAACUCCUGGCAGGUUUUAAUGAUGAUUUGAAACUUACUAAGGCACAUGUCUGUUGUGGAAAUUCACUAUCCAAUGUCAUUGGACUAAAGCAGAGGCCAAUUUACAGCUGUGUGCCGUAAAUUACAAGAUU
Molecule: messenger RNA, 4363 nt
Organism: Seriola aureovittata
Lineage: Eukaryota; Metazoa; Chordata; Actinopteri; Carangiformes; Carangidae
Gene: il13ra1
Product: interleukin 13 receptor, alpha 1
Exons: 10
Coding region: 774-1958 (394 amino acids)
Biological process (GO): cytokine-mediated signaling pathway
Cellular component (GO): external side of plasma membrane
Molecular function (GO): cytokine receptor activity; protein binding
Source: RefSeq, a predicted model, not a curated record